Solanum dulcamara is the source of this 1136-nucleotide messenger RNA. RefSeq lists its product as uncharacterized. The record is from RefSeq and is a predicted model, not a curated record. The transcript is spliced from 2 exons. NCBI's taxonomy places the organism in Eukaryota, Viridiplantae, Streptophyta, Magnoliopsida, Solanales, Solanaceae. The coding region runs from base 213 to 938 and encodes 241 amino acids.
GUAACCACAAUAUUGGGUUUCCAAAUUAGCGUAAAAAAUAAAAAUAAACGGGGUACCAAAAUUGGCUAUCGUUGCACUUGCCCCGAAUUCAAGGCAAACAUAUAUAAUUGGGCCAUAGAAUGUCCAAAUUUGUCACGGGCCUCAAUUUGGAAGUAGUUCACUCUACUCGGUCUUUGGAAACUGGCCGUCACUGAUUAGUGGCGCAGCUUGUAAUGGCGAUGGCGGAUCCCGAUGUAACUGAAGCUCAGGUAGAAAAGCUUAAGAGAUGGGAACGUAGAAAGGAUUUUCGAUCUCUUUCCGAUCCACCACCAGCCGUUUGUUCUCAGUUCGCGAUCCGAGAUUAUCCACUCCACAAAUCUACCGGCGAGUUCGCCGUCUUUCCUCCGGUAAACCACGAGAACCUUUACAUAUCCGUAAAUUCCGUUCAGAAACCUCAUAGCCAUACAUCGUCACCGCCGUUUCCCUCAUCCCCGUCGCUGUCGUCGUUAUCAUCAUCCUCAUUUUCACCUUCUCAUAGAGAUAACGAUGAUUCGUCCUAUUCAUUCGCAGCCUCAGAUUCCAAUGUAGUGGAUCCACCAAAAUCUGUACCAGAUAGUCCUCUCCCCCUAGCCAGAGCAGCUUGUUACCGAGAAAGAUGGUGGAAUUUGGGCCUGCAAGUGUUGUUUUCUAGAGUUGCUGGCAUUGCUAUGUUACGCGGGGGUUUCAAUUCAGCUCGAAAGGCUGUAAUGAUUAUUCUCUCGCCGUUUGGAGUAGCUUCAAUGCUUGUGAUGUUUGCGUAUUUCCGUUGGCGACGGAGGUUGAUUGGAGGACAGAAUAGGGAAGAGCUGAGACGCACCAUUAGAGCGAAAGAUGAGAGAAUAAACCAACUUCUAAGUCAAAUAGCAGAGAUGAAUCAGGUAUUUGUGGCUAUGCACAAACAUAAUCUGUCCAAGAAUUAGCUGAAAUUAGUAUGUAGUAGUAUUAUGCAGUGGAGGGAUAAUGGUCAAUAGCUACUCUAGUGAUGAUAGUCGCACACGCAUCAUGUUGUGAUAGUUUAUGGCUCCAAGUCCAUUAACAUACUCUAUGUUAUGUAUUUUGGAACUCAAUUCUUGCAAAUAUCUAUAAAAUGUUAGAAUAGCAGCUUCAUUGUUUGUCUA